CCUGGGAAGGCGAUGGCGCGGAACAUGUACGGUCCCGGGGUGCGGAUGGGCAACUGGAACGAGGACAUCUACCUGGAGGAGGAGAUCAUGAAAGACUUCUUAGAGAAGAGGGAGAAGGGACAGCUGCUCAUACAGAGGAACAGAAGACUAAAGAGCCAUCUUCUGCGGCCGAUGCAGCUCUCGGUGACGGAGGACGGCUACGUGCAUUUCGGGGACAGCGUGAUGCUGGUGAACCCCGACCACCCCGAGGCCCAGGCCGACCAGUUUCUCACCGGAGACCUCAGCCUGUGCCUGACUCCGGACGAGGUCACAGCCCACUUGAGCGACCGGUUCGAGCUGCCCUGCGGCCUGAGCGCAUCGCCCACCAGGUCUCCCGUUGGCAGGAACACCUUCACCGUGUUGAGGGCGGACAGAGAGGCCAUCGGCCAGGUCCUGCGGUUCGGGCAGAGCUUCCGCCUGGGGAUCACCCUGGGGUGCGAAGACCAGAUGGUGUACUUGUCCAGCGACCUCAGGACGCUCCUGCGGUCGGCCAAGAAGUCCUGGCUCCAGGAGGUGUUCCUGACCGACGAGGACUCCUUCCUGAACUGCUGGCAGGCCGCCCACCCCGACCCCGAGCUGCGCCUGGAGUGGGAGGGCCUCCCCGUCCCGGCAAACACCAGAGUCCUCAUCAAUCACUGCCACACCAACCGGGGGCUGGCGGUCCACCGCUAUCUCUUCCUAAGGACCUACUUCGGGAAGGAGGCGGAGGUGGCCGCGCACACCCACCUGGACUCCCACCGCGUGGAGAGGCCGCGCAACCACUGGAUGCUGGUGACCGGCAGCCCCAGGAAGGAGGCGUCCAGCAUGCUGGAUGUGCCCGAGCCGCGCGUGGAGCGCGCGCCCGCCCCGGGGCCCAGUGACCGCAGGCGCGCUCACCAGGGGGAAGGGGUGGUGGAGGGGGGUGCUGUCCCAGGUUCCCAGCCCCCUGAGCAGGUUUUGGAAUAAAGCGAUAGCCCAUGAUUGAGUUAGUGGUGCGGGGUCUGGAACACCGUCAGUCCUGGGAAUAGCUCAGCCAGGAAAGGGGCACGCGGGUCCCUUUGUUGGUGACCAAACGCGGCAGAACCGGGCUCCUGCGUGUCCCUGGAAGGCGCGUCUGCAAUAAAGCGCGAGGACUGUUCUGAGCUUGGCCGUGCGCUUCCUCCCGCUCCGGGCAGUGUCCUGAGAUCCCAGCGGUGGCCGCUGUGAGCCGCGGCCGGCCUUGGGGUUGACCAUGUCCCCUUGUCCUUUCCGCUCUGCCUCCGGCUUAGGGGCAGCAGGAGCUCUACCUGACCAGCCACGUGCUAUUAUUAUUAUUAUUAUUAUUAAUUAUUACUAGAGGCCCGGUGCAUGAAAUUCGUGCACGGGUAGUGUCCCUAGACCUGGCUGGUGAUCAGGGCCGAUCCGGCUGCCGGCCGGGGCCUGCCUUCAUUCCGCACCGCCCCCUGGCGGUCAGUGCAUGUCAUAGCCAGUGGUCAAACUCCCGAGGGCACGAUUUGCAUAUUAGCCUUUUAUUAUAUAGGAUUCUUUUAAAUAUAUUUUCAUUGAUUUUUUUAAUAUUUUUAC
Messenger RNA from Myotis daubentonii (Daubenton's bat), 1581 nucleotides. It is a transcript of the gene CFAP161, whose product is annotated as cilia and flagella associated protein 161. The record is from RefSeq and is a predicted model, not a curated record. Gene Ontology annotation, biological process: cilium assembly. Gene Ontology annotation, cellular component: motile cilium. Lineage: Eukaryota; Metazoa; Chordata; Mammalia; Chiroptera; Vespertilionidae.